GUCCACGGCGAUGAUAUGCCGGUUGACUCGUCGGGUAAGGGUGUCUAUGACGAGCUCAGAGAUGCUGGCAAGCUUCGGAUCAUCAAGCGUACGGAGGGCGUCUCUACCACCGAUUUGAUUGGCCGAAUGUUACUCAUGACGAAGGACCAUCUGUGCAAGCCCAAUACUGACGAGAACAUUGAUCUCAACGAGCGGACUGGCACCUUGGUACGCAUGCUCACGACGACAAGACGGAUUGCCGAAUUCUCCUCAAGGCGGGCUCCAUCGGCAGAGGACACCGUCGUCUACGUUGAUGGAGCUUUUGAUAUGUUCAAUGUUGGACAUGCAACAACUCUCGAGAAGGCGAAAGCUCUUGGCACAUACUUAUUGGUGGGCAUCUUCGAUGAUGAAACAGUCAAUAAAAUGAAGGGUGGCAACUACCCUGUGAUGAACCUUCACGAGCGAGUACUGAACGUGAGUGCAUGCAAGCAUGUCGAUGAAGUUAUAAUCGGCGCCCCUGUGGAGAUCAGUGAGGACCUGAUUAGGACUAUGAAUAUCAGUAUUGUUGCACAAGGCUCGAUAAGUUCGUUCUCUACGCAGUAUGAGAUUCUUGUGAGGCUGUUUGUAGUUCCAAAGCGUUUGGGUAUCCUCCGUGAAGUAGAGAGUGAUUACCCUCACUUAACCGGAGCUACAAUCGCCACACGGAUCAUCAAGAAUU
Messenger RNA from Perkinsus marinus ATCC 50983, 697 nucleotides. Its product is annotated as Ethanolamine-phosphate cytidylyltransferase, putative. Lineage: Eukaryota; Perkinsozoa; Perkinsida; Perkinsidae. The transcript is spliced from 7 exons. The record is from RefSeq and is a predicted model, not a curated record. Gene Ontology annotation, biological process: phosphatidylethanolamine biosynthetic process. Gene Ontology annotation, molecular function: ethanolamine-phosphate cytidylyltransferase activity. Gene Ontology annotation, cellular component: cytoplasm. The annotation marks the transcript as partial.